This is a messenger RNA of Auxenochlorella protothecoides, 780 nucleotides long. RefSeq lists its product as hypothetical. The transcript has 4 exons. Gene Ontology annotation, molecular function: transcription elongation factor activity. Gene Ontology annotation, cellular component: super elongation complex. The record is from RefSeq and is a predicted model, not a curated record. Bases 1 to 780 code for a protein of 259 amino acids. NCBI's taxonomy places the organism in Eukaryota, Viridiplantae, Chlorophyta, Trebouxiophyceae, Chlorellales, Chlorellaceae. Gene Ontology annotation, biological process: regulation of transcription elongation by RNA polymerase II; positive regulation of DNA-templated transcription.
AUGGCCUGGAACCCGGAUCAGACCUACCCCAUCACACUUGGAGAUAGUAUUCUGGGGUUGGAAGCCCCCGAGCACUGGACUCUGCGCUACGACUUCAAGCCUGCCUCUGCAGCCGAAUCCGGGCAAGGCAGGCUAUCAGUAGACCACGCAACACAACGGGCUUCGUUCCAACGGCCAAGCUCCGUCGAGGGGUGUCCAAGCCUCCAAUUCCACGGCAAGUAUGAGCCAUCCAAGGAUGGGAUGGACUGUGUGGCCAUCUAUGAUGGCCAGGGCUUCCGCCUGGAGUUGGUGCAGGCAGCCGUAAAGAAUCUGAGGUACCAGCCGACGGUCCUGAGGGCCCAGAACCCUGUCCUGGCCUCGGCCGCGCCGGCAUGUGCCGCCGCCACUCCCACCGGGUCGGGGCUCCCCUCCCCGCCCGACCAGCCGGGGGCUGGGGCCGGAUCCUACGACAAGGAUGCAGACGAGCUGCUGCACAGCCUGGAGGAGGAGCUGCUGUCGGAGCUGACCGGGCCGUCGCUGGCCACUGAGGAGUCGCUGGAUGGGGCCUCCAUCAACACUGCCCUCGCUGGGGCCUCUGCCACGCCGCCGCCGGACCUGGAGGGUCUGAACGACCUGGAUCGAGAGUUCUUCGGCAGCCUGUCCCCCGCAUCAAGCGACGGCUCCUUGGACAGUGGGAGCGACGAGGACGAUGGCGAUGCUGGGCCUGGCGAGGCGCUCAGGCCUGACGGCAAAGCUGAGGCGGCCAUGGACUGGACCGACGACGGCGUGGAGGAGCUGUGA